This is a messenger RNA of Fonticula alba, 594 nucleotides long. RefSeq lists its product as hypothetical. Lineage: Eukaryota; Rotosphaerida; Fonticulaceae. Bases 81 to 494 code for a protein of 137 amino acids. The record is from RefSeq and is a predicted model, not a curated record. The transcript has 3 exons.
CCCCCCUCCCUCCCCUUCCGCCGCUCGCCCUCCCUCUCCUCCCGCCCUCUCUCCCUCUCGCCCUCCGUCCCAGUGUAACCAUGGCCAAGAGUAUUCGCUCGAAGAGCAAGCGCGCCUUCCGCCGCAUCCGCGCCAAGAACAUCCACGGCCCGAUCGAGCACCAGAGCCUCAUGCGCAUUGCCGCCAAGCUCGGCACCGCCGACCCCGCGGACGCCCCCCCCGAGGAGCCCAAGCGCUUCUCUUUCACCGCGCCCAAGAGCCCGAACGACCCGCCCCCUCAGGAGAUUGGCGCCAACAAGUUCGAGAACGACAAGCGCCUGGACUCCGAGUUCAUCGCCCGCCGCCAGCAGGCCGUCGAGCGUGACCGCGCCGAGUACGAGGAGCGCAUUGCCAAGCGCGGCCCCCGCCUCACCCCGGCCAAGCCCUCCACCAUCAAGAAGCACCGCGCCAGCAAGUACAAGCGCAUGGCCAGUGUCCAGAGCAAGCGCUUCUAAGAACACCCGAGCAAGAGAAGAUGGGUCCGAGCAGAGCAUGCGCGCGCGGCGCGCCCAUGCAUCCCCCGCGCACAUACACAUACAUGCACACACACACACA